CUUUCGUUUGUUUUCUUUCUGAUUGACUCGUUUUAGCUGAAAAUUAGAACGUCGGUUAGUGCCGGCGGAGAAUGUUCGGAGUUGAGUCAGUCAGAGAGUUCUGAUAUACCAAACCGCUACUUUGAAGCUGAAGUCGCACAUGGAACUCGAUCUCGAUUCGUUCCUCGUAUCGGACUCAGACUCCGAUUCCGAUUUGGAUUCUUCCUCCGUUCCUCACCGUACAGUCGACGAAAUUCUCAACGCCUCCAGUUCUUCAUCUCCUUCGUCUUCUCCUCCUUCUUCACCGCCGUCAAUUAACCGGCUGAAACAAGACGAUCCGAAUCGCCGCUUAUCAGAAGCCCUUACUAACGUUGCCGUGGUGAGACCUGAAUCUGAAUUACAUCGCGGAUUUCCUCCGACGCGGCGAAGUUCGACAUCUUCUUCUUCUUUGAGACAGUUGCCUUUGCCGUCGCUAUUCGCAGGAGUAAGGUCGAAUGUGAAGCCUGGUGCGGCGCUUGCGGCGGCUGUGGCUGCUUCUAGAUUGGUUCCUACUCCACACGCUGCUAUUAUCAAGUCAAGGAGAGCUAGCAGUGCGAGUAGCGAAUUGCUGCAGCAGGUUUCAAAUCAAGAGGAAGAUGAUCAGGAUGUACUUUCUUCUAAUGGAGAUUCUGUUGGAGUUGCUGCUGGAUCCGUUUCUGUUGAUGAUUUUCGUUCUUUCGGUGGAGAAUCUCGGAUGGAGGAUGAGGAUAAUGGAGUUGCUGGUGUGGCAAGUCAAGAAGACGAAGCUAAAGUAAUGGAAGUUCAAGCUAGUGAUAUUACUGAGAGCUUAGUUGAUACCCGUGAUUAUGAGGCAAACUCAAAGCCUGACUUAGUCACUGCCUCCUCUGGUUUUGAUGCUGAAGGAAACGUCUCUGCAGAGCAAGAUGCGAAGAAGACAACGGAAGCCGGAAAUGCUGCUGUGGAUGACGACAAAGAUGAGACAAUGUUAAUCGCUUCUUUGGUGGAGUCUUCAGAAUCUCAACGUUUGAAUGAUUCUGAGGGGAACUGCUAUGAUGCUAAGGUAAGCAAUGAUGAAGACUCAAGUGUUAUAGAUGUUAAGAGUGAUAAAUCAGAUAUAAUUAUACCGGAUUCUAAAGAAGAGGGAGGUGAUGCUUUUAUCCCUGAUGAUGGAAGCUCGAUGUCUGGCAUUUCAGAGCUUGUAGAAGAAAGGAUUGUUGAGUUGGAAAACGAAAGGAUGAGUAAAAGAGAGAAAUUAAAAUCGCAAUCUUUUAGGAAGCAGCUUGUGUUGGCUGAAGAGUUUGAGAAGAAACAAGCAUAUACUGGUUUGCAUUGGGAGGAAGGGGCUGCUGCUCAGCCAAUGAGACUUGAGGGUGUUAAGAUCGGUUCGACGAAUUUAGGUUACUUUGAUGUCGAUGCUGACAAUGUCAUCAGCCGGACCAUUUCAUCGCAGGCAUUUAAGCGAGACCAUGGUUCUCCUCAGGUUUUGGCUGUUCAUUUGAAUUACAUUGCAGUGGGUACGUCCAAGGGGGUCAUUGUCGUUAUACCAAGUAAAUAUUCCUCUGAUACUGCAGAUCAAAUGGAAUCAAAGAUGAUUUGGCUUGGUUUACAAGGAGAAAGGUCCCAGUCCCCGGUUACCUCAGUUUGCUUCAAUCAGAUAGGGAGCCUCCUGCUAGCAGGUUAUGGUGAUGGACAUGUUACAGUUUGGGACAUGCAGAGAGCGUCGAUAGCAAAAGUGAUCACUGAACAUACUGCACCAGUAGUAUAUGCCUUUUUUCUAGGCCGGGAUUCUCAGGGUUCUCGCAUAUUUAAAGUUAUUACAAGUGAUACUAAGGGUGUUGUUUUCAAACACACUUUUUCUUGGGCCCUGCUGUUGAACAUGUAUACAGUGAAAACGCAGUGUCUCCUUGAUGGACAAAAAAAUGGAACAGUCCUCUCGGCAUCACCUUUGCCUGAUGAAAUUUUUGGAAGCUCCUUGGCCUCUUCUAAGGGGGGUAACUCUGCAGUUCCAUCCAGCAGUAUAAGUAGCAUGAUGGGAGGUGUUGUUGGGGUCGAUUCGACUUGGAAGCUCUUUAAUGAGGAUUCAACUUCGGUGGAAGAAGGUGUUGUCAUAUUUGCCUCCUAUCAAACUGGACUAGUGGUAAAGCUCAUUCCAGAUUUGGAGGUGUAUGCACAACUUCCUCGGCCAGAAGGGGUUCGGGAGGGUUCCAUGCCAUACACUGCCUGGAAAUGCUCAACAGAAAAUUAUUCUAAGGAGGCAGAAGAUAGGGUUUCUUUUCUUGUCAUUGCCUGGGAUCGUAGAGUUCAGGUUGCCAAGUUGGUAAAAUCAGACCUAAAGGAAUAUGCCAAAUGGUCACUUGACAGUCCAGCUAUUGGUGUGGUUUGGCUAGAUGACCAGUUGCUGGUGAUCCCAACUGUGACGGGGCAUUUGUAUCUGUUCACAAGAGAUGGUGUGGUAAUUCACCAGACAAACUUUUUGGUGGCUGGUUCUUCAGGGAAUGACAUAAUUUCCUAUCAUACGUACUUUACGAAUGUCUUUGGAAAUCCUGAGAAAGCUUAUCACAACUCUAUGGGUGUCAGAGGGGCUUCAGUAUACAUUCUCGGGACUGGGCAUCUUGUUAUCUCCAGACUUUUGCCGUGGAAGGAGCGGGUUGAUGUGUUAAGGAGAGGAGGUGACUGGAUGGGUGCAUUUAACAUGGCAAUGUCACUUUUUAAUGGUCAAGCUCAUGGAGUUGUUGACCUCCCCAAAACUGUGGAUGCUAUAAGGGAAGCCAUAGCACCCAGUUUAGCAGAGUUACUGCUUUCCUACGUAGAUGAAGUAUUUUCUUAUAUCUCAAUAGCAUUUUCCAAUCAGAUUGAAAAAAAUGGAGUGACUCAUGAGCCAAGCAGUGGAACCAAUAAUGUCAAUUUAGAGAUAGAAGAACAAUACAAUCGUGUUGGUGGUGUUGCCGUUGAAUUCUGUGUUCAUAUUAACAGGAUGGAUUUGCUCUUUGAUGAAAUAUUUUCCAGAUUUGUGGCUGUACAACAAAGAGAUACAUUUUUGGAGCUUUUGGAGCCUUAUAUUUUAAGGGAUAUGCUUGGAUCUCUUCCUCCAGAGAUUAUGCAAGCGCUGGUAGAACAUUAUAGCAGGAAAGGAUGGCUACAAAGAAUUGAGCAGUGUGUUCUUCACAUGGAUAUUUCUUCCUUAGAUUUCAAUCAGGUAGUCAGAAUUUGCCGUGAGCAUGGGCUUUAUGGGGCGUUGCUCUAUCUUUUCAACAAAGGGUUGGAUGAUUUCAGGUCACCUCUGGAGGAGCUCUUGAUUGUAUUACGGAACAGUGAUAAACAAAGGGCUAUAGCCAUUGGGUACCGGAUGCUUGUUUAUCUAAAGUACUGCUUUCUUGGUUUGGCUUUUCCACCAGGACAUGGAACUCUAAAUCCUACACGCUUGCCAUCACUUAGGACUGAGCUGAUUCAGUUUCUACUGGAGAAAUCAAACGCUCGUGAUUCUAGUACAUGUGUAACAUCUCGAUGGAAUUAUUUGAACCUCUACCAUCUACUAGAAAUGGAUACUGAAGCCACUUUAGAUGUCCUAAGAUGUGCAUUUGUAGAAAAUGAAAUGGUGAAGCAUGAAAGUCACCUGCUAAAGUCCGGUGAAGUAAGUUUAGAGUCCAAGACUGAUGGCAGUUUACCCGAAGUUAGCAACAAUAGACUAAUCCAGAAUCUUAUAGAUGCUCUAGUUCAUGUUCUUGACGGGGGCUUAAGCAAGGCUGAUGAAUCUGGCGAUCCAAAUGAUUCAAAAUCAGAUAAAAAUUGGCCUUCCAAGGAGGAUACAAGUCAUCUAUUUGAGUUUGUUGCAUAUUAUGCAGCACUUGGUAGAGUUAGUAUUCCCAAGAGCGUAUUGGCACAGAUUUUAGAUUACUUAACAUCAGAUCACAUUCUUCCAACUUAUAACGUGUCUUCUAAAAUGAGAGAGAACCAAUUACUAAACCUUCUGAAAGCUGUUCCGGAGACUGAUUGGGAUGUAGAUUAUGUAACACAGCUUUGUGAGAAAGCACAUUUUUAUCAGGUUUGUGGCUAUAUUCAUAUUAUCGGUGGAAGGUACGUUGCAGCUUUGGAUAGCUACAUGAAAGAGGCAGAUGAACCCAUACAUUCGUUUUGUUAUGUGAACAAGAUGCUGUCACAGUUGAGUGGAGAUAAAUUCACUGCCUUUCAAUCUGCAGUUAUUUCUAAGAUUCCCGAGCUUCUUGAAUUGAGCAGACAGGGAGCAUUCUUCCUGAUUAUUGAUAAUUUGAAAGACAACAUUACACGCAUUCAAGAGCAGCUCCAUUCUCAUCCAAGAAGCUUGUUCCUGUAUCUCAAGACUGUUAUUGAGGUUCACUUGUCUGGGAGUCUUGAUUUUUCUCGUCUAAGAAAACAUGAAGCUGUAGAUAAUUCGGGUGAAAACAUUAGAAGGGAAAUACCCAAAGAGGCGGAGAUUUAUUUGGAAGGACUCAAUGGCUUUCCCAAAUUCCUCCAAGAUAAUCCAGUCAAUGUGACUGAUGACAUGAUUGAGCUUUACUUGGAGCUACUAUGCAAGUACGAACCGAAGUCCGUCUUGAGAUUUCUGGAAACCUUUGACAGCUACAGGGUGGAACACUGUCUUCGCCUCUGCCAGGAAUAUGGAAUUGUAGAUGCAGCAGCAUUUCUCUUGGAGAGGGUGGGUGAUGCAGCAAGUGCUUUGUCACUUACACUCUCUGGACUCAAUGAAAAAUAUGUCGAGCUUGAAAUUGCAGUGGAAUGCCUAAUGUCAGAAAUGAAAUUGGGUGCUAGCGAAGGAGCCAGUGUGGAACAAUUCAGUAGUGCUUUAGAGUUGAAAGAGGUACAUGACAUACAAAGUGUUCUGCAAGCCUGUGUAGGAUUGUGUCAGCGCAACACUCCUCGUCUUAAUCCGGAGGAGUCAGAGAUACUUUGGUUUCGCUUUCUUGACACUUUCUGUGAACCUUUGAUGGAUUCAUAUCGGGAACCGAGGAACACCGAUGGAAGAAACAAAGGUCCUUUAGGUGUUAAAUCAUUGGAACUUCAUGUCAAUGAAUCAGACGUUGCAAUUAAGUGGAGGAUUCCAAGAUCUGAUACGGCGGGUACACACAUCCUGAGAAAGCUCAUAUCUCAAUUUAUCAAAGAGAUUGUUGAAGGAAUGAUAGGAUAUGUUCGUCUUCCAACAAUCAUGACAAAACUCCUCUCCGAAAACGGUACUCAAGAGUUUGGUGAUUUUAAACUUACAAUAUUGGGAAUGCUUGGAACAUAUGGCUUCGAACGGAGAAUACUGGAUACUGCAAAGUCUUUAAUCGAAGAUGAUACAUUCUACUCCAUGAACUUACUCAAGAAAGGUGCUUCUCAUGGGUAUGCACCAAGAAGUUUGCUUUGUUGUAUAUGCAGUUGCCCUCUCACCAAGACAUUUUCUGCUCUGCGUGUGCGUGUUUUCAACUGUGGCCACGCAACACAUCUUCAAUGUGAACCUUUAGAGAAUGAGAUGUCGUCAUCUUCAUCAUCAAUUCAUGUCUCCUCGUCAGGCUGUCCUGUCUGUAUGACCAAGAAGACGAGCAAAAGCUCUGCUAAAGGUAAAUCGUUCUACCUAGAUUAUGGACUGAUAAGCACAAUUUCGUCAAAUGCCGGGUCUUCACAACGUGCUUCGCCUUACUCAUACGAGAAUGAAACGAGCGAUCAUUCUCAUAGCCAGCAUAUAUCACGGUUUGAAAUCUUAAGCAACCUUCAGAAAGAUCAGAGAUUGGUACAGAUAGAGAGCUUGCCUCGAUUAAGGCUUGCACCUCCGGCUGUGUACCACGAAAAAGUGAGCAGACUCUCGGGUUUUACCCCGAAAGAGAGUAGCGGUAAAGACACGAAACCUGUAAAAACCGGACAGGGUAAGAAACCGAAAGCAAAAGGAUCGAUGUUUCGGUCAAGAUUUGCUUUAGGAAAGGACAAAACGAGCAGAAGAUAGGAGAAACUUCACAGUUUGGGGAACUCGAGAAGUUUUGUGGUGGGACUAAAUUUUGUUUUGUGUAAUUAGGAAAAUUACUAACUUUAUUAACUUGAUGUAUAUUACCAAAUGUAAUAAAACUAAUUAUAUAACCAAUGUUCAAAAAAUUCCCUAGGUUGGAUCAGAUGAUAUUUCAGCAAAAAAGAGAGCUCUCUUUGUAAUACCUUAGCAAUUAAGGUGAUUCUAACGUAUCAAAGUGUUGCUUUGUUUUGUUUUGUUAA
Molecule: messenger RNA, 6192 nt
Organism: Arabidopsis lyrata subsp. lyrata
Lineage: Eukaryota; Viridiplantae; Streptophyta; Magnoliopsida; Brassicales; Brassicaceae
Product: vacuolar protein sorting-associated protein 8 homolog
Exons: 19
Coding region: 140-5932 (1930 amino acids)
Biological process (GO): vesicle-mediated transport; endosomal vesicle fusion; protein targeting to vacuole
Cellular component (GO): HOPS complex; late endosome
Molecular function (GO): protein binding
Source: RefSeq, a predicted model, not a curated record